UGCACACCGGUUACCUGACUAAUGGUCACGUGACAAGUUUGUGUAUACAAUCGGAUUUCACUCAGGUGUUUUCGGAUUCAAAAUGUACAAACUAUCAGAAAUUACAUAAAAAUCGUAAAAAUGACGAAGAAAAGUCUUCUUACAGUAACUUGCCUUCACUUUACUGUUUUCGUUCUGUCAAUUAUCUCUGUAAAUGCUCAGUAUCACGUCCUCGUCAGAACAGAACAUGGAGAGGUUGAAGGGUUCACAGUCAGAUCUCAGUAUGAGGCGUAUGACAGGCGAAGGGUUAACGUCUUCCUUGGAGUGCCAUACGCUAAGCAGCCAACACAGUACCAGGACUGGAGAAGGGAAUUCCGAUUCAACAAACCAGAGAAGCCUUCUUGGACUGGGACUUGGAAGGCAGACAAGUAUGGCCCAGCGUGUCCCCAGCUGCCAUGGUUUGUGAAGCAGACAGUUCCCAGCUUCAGCCGUGCAGCGACCAGCGAGGACUGCCUCUACAUGAACAUCUUUACCCCCAAUGCGACAGAUGAACAGCCAGUCGCAAAUCCUAACCUGUUUCCAGUGAUGGUGUUUAUCCACGGGGGAGGGUGGACAAUGGGGGCCUCCCAACAGUACCCAGGGAUCUUCCUAGCUGAACGCAGGGUUGUUGUCGUUACAUUCAACUACAGGCUUAAUGCUCUGGGAUUCCUGAGCACAGCCGAUCAAUAUUCCCCGGGUAACUAUGGUUUGUGGGACCAACACAGAGCCCUGGAAUUUGUGAAAGAGAACAUUCGCAGUUUCCGUGGUAAUCCUAACAUGGUGACCAUAUUUGGGCACAGUACUGGAGCUGCAAGUGUGGGCCUACAUUUACUGUCUCCAAGAUCCUACAAUUUGUUCCAUCAGGCCAUUAUGAUGUCAGGUUCUGAUCGAACCCAAUGGGCCGUUCUGCCGAGCAGUGACGAUGCAAGUUAUUAUGCCUCGGAGCUUGCUCGUGAGACAGGGUGUCCACCCAAUGAUAAUUAUCGGUUGAUCAGGUGUCUGCAGGAAUACCGCAGUGCCGAUGAGAUUGUGAAUGCCUCAGCUAGGGUCAGGGUUAGGGAGGGUACGGUAGGGAGCCCAUGGAGUCCAGUUGUUGAUGGCCCAUUCCAGGGCUCACAGUAUGCCUUUAUGACCGACCAGCCCAGAGAUAUGCGUUCACAGGGACGUUUCCAGAAGCUACGAGUCAUGGGAGGACUCACCAAGGAUGAUGGAUCAUAUUUUAUACCAAACAUGCCAUCACUCCAAGAGGGCCUAUCACCAACUCAAUUUGACAACAUCCUGCUGGAGUUCCUGCGUGACCAGAAUGUGAAGGACAUGGUGAACGCCCUGGAGGCUCUCCGGUUCGAGUACUCGUAUUGGCCACAACGCAGCAACUACUCCUGGGUACGCCAGGAGAUGAUGGAUAUGAUGUCAGACUACCUGUUUGGUACAGGGAUGGACGAGACACUGCGUUCCCAAAAUCUCUACAACAGAACCUAUAUGUAUCUUUUUAACUACAAGUCAAGAUACGACUAUGUCCCGACCUGGAGAGGUGUUGCCCAUGGUCAGGAGCUGCAGUACGUGUUUGGUUACCCGUUCAUCAACCAGACAUACAGGGACCUGUUCGGAGUCUACCCACGUCAGGUGUACGACAUCGACUUCACAGACAGGAACAUCAGUGAAUACAUGAUCAGCCUCUUCACAAAUUUCUCCAACUCAGGGAACCCUACAGAUAGUAAAUACACAGUGAGCAACUUUGGUAACAUACCUUGGCUGGAGUAUAACCUACAAAACCACAGUUAUCUCGAGAUUGGAAACAAGACACAAAACAGGGUGAACUUUCGACAACGGCAAUAUGUCUUCUGGCGGGAAUAUUUCCUGUCUAUCACAAACAGGGGCCAAAUUCUAACCACCACCACAUCCAAACCGCUGUCAGAAAAUGAGUUCCAGAUUGCGACAUAUUCUGUCGGAGCGCUGGCCGCAGUUCUGCUCAUCAUUUGUAUAGCACUGACCAUCGUUAUAUGGAGAAUGAGACCCAAAGACUACUGAUCUACUAGUGAUAAACAUGCUACUUCAUACUCUCUGCAAACCUCCACAUACAGUUUAUGUGUUUCAUAGCUUCAGACUUUCCAUAAACCUGUGUAACUAACAAGUUUUGCUCGCCUUUGCCUAGAAUGAGGUCAAAUAACAUGGCUACUAUGGUGAAUUAGUGUUUAUGGACUGUAUAGAUAAAUUUUUGACUAUCCAUGGGUCCUGAAGUCAAAGUGUAUCAUGACAUUUGAUUGUAUGUAAACAUGUAACUGGAGUUUCCAUAUGUCAAAAUAUUCCUUAGAAUAGAGAGUGAGCUGUAGUAAUGUUAAAUUUACAACAGUUAGAUUUGAUCAUUAGAAUUAUUGUUAACAUUUACUUGAUUAUGAUGUACAAUGUACUUUGAUAAAGUUAAUACUAGAUCACUUUUUAAUGAGAGUACACAUUUAUUAGUGUACACAUUUAUUACAUGGCUGAUAAACAAUAACUUGUGGCUUAUUUGACAAAAAACAACACACAGUAUAAUAGCUGUACCCUGUCAUAUGAAGAAAGAGACAUGGUGAAGUCCAAGAUGAAGAUGUAGAACAGUUACAGGGCCAUAAUAUAUAUCGAAUACCCUACCAUACACGUGUGCAUCAUAGUAGUGCUAACUCUUAAUGGUUCCAGUGUAGUAAUUUUUAGAGAUGCUGGACUUCUCCCAAUAAUAUGAUUGUAAAAUUUGGUGAAAUGAAGUGUUAAGGGGUUAAGCCUUUUGCAGUAUAAACAUAUCAUCAUCUGUUUAUUUCCAGGAUUUUAAGUCUCAGGUUGUUAUUCUUUCUCUAAAAUGUUGAAAUCAUUGUAACUGUUGCGUUUUACUGUUGAAUCGCCACUAGCGGUUCAAGAUGGGGGUGCACAUGGCACCCUCUCCUAAUUUACUUUUAAUUGUAAUGUUGGAGAAAAGAGAAAUUAAAUAUGCCAUUUCGGACUAGAAAUUGUUUAAAUAGUCUUGGGGGAGGAGUAUAAACAAAAACAAUGCCCCUGAUGGCAUCCAUUGUUAAAGAAUCAGUUUAUUUGCAAUCCACUCAUGAAACUGUGAUUGUCAUAUGUAUAUGGUAGCUAGUUAUACAAUAUAAUAUCAACAACUCGUGGACACUCGGGGCAGACCUUAAAAGUGAUUGUCAUAUGUAUAUGGUAGCUAGUUAUACAAUAAAAUAUCAACAACUCGUGGACACUCGGGGCAUCAACAACUCGUGGACACUCGGGGCAUCAACAACUCGUGGACACUCGGGGCAUCAACAACUCGUGGACACUCGGGGCAUCAACAACUCGUGGACACUCGGGGCAUCAACAACUCGUGGACACUCGGGGCAUCAACAACUCGUGGACACUCGGGGCAGACCUUAAAAGCUUGAGUUACCCAAUGUUAUAUCUUCUUUGCAAGAAUGCUUACAAAUUGGGCUUUUAAAUUUCACAUAUAUGUGUUAUGCAUAAAUGUUGGACUACUACAGACAUGAGUUACUCUUGUUCCAUUUUGUUUUUGGAAAUUGAAUAUGAAUGUGGAAACGGCUGCUCAAAUCCUUUGACAAAUAACUGGCUUUAAUUUUCACACUGUUCUUUCCAUACAUGUUUGUUAGUCUCAAGCAAUAUCCAUAUCUAUAAAUUCAUUGUUAUUCGUAUGUUUUAAUAAUCCCAUACUCGCAUAUAUACUCACUGCUAACAUUCCAAUACUUGAUCAUUGUACAUAGCCUUUUUAUAAUUACUUUCAUUUUAUAAUAUAUUAUUAAUCUUUCAUAUCAUUUUAAAUGUUUGUUUUCUAACUUUUAUUGAUACUUAGUAUCUGAGGUGGAAAUAUAUAUAUAUAUUAGUCUUAUUCGAGGUCAGUUUUUAAAAUUGUUAUCACCAUUUGUUAACGUUUAAGGCAUUUUAAAUACAUGUAUGUAAAUUCCACUAAUAUUUCAUUUUACAUUUUGGAUUCGGUUCCUUUUGCGUAAACAAAACAAUGUCAAUCAAUGGAGAUCGCAUGGUUGGGUUGCUAUGUACGCCAUUUUAAACGAUAUAAUCAGAUAAAUUCCAAGAGAAUAAUGAUCGGGCUCAUAUAGACUGAUACACUGUAUGAUUCAUAUCAUGCAAGGUUCGUGAUACAAAGAUAUUUACCAUAUUUAUAUGCAUUUGUAAAUUGUGCAAAUAUGUAAAAUAUGUGCACACGAUUGUAUUUUUAAUAAAAGAAAUCUUAAAUCCUCAA
Molecule: messenger RNA, 4246 nt
Organism: Mya arenaria
Lineage: Eukaryota; Metazoa; Mollusca; Bivalvia; Myida; Myidae
Product: acetylcholinesterase-like
Exons: 11
Coding region: 121-2046 (641 amino acids)
Cellular component (GO): cell surface; septate junction; tricellular tight junction
Source: RefSeq, a predicted model, not a curated record